Molecule: messenger RNA, 1357 nt
Organism: Diorhabda carinulata
Lineage: Eukaryota; Metazoa; Arthropoda; Insecta; Coleoptera; Chrysomelidae
Exons: 7
Coding region: 74-1357 (427 amino acids)
Source: RefSeq, a predicted model, not a curated record
UACUUAUAAAAAUUAUGAUGUUUUACAUUAUUUCAUGUUUGAUUUCGAAAAUUGGACACAAUAAUAAAUAAAUAUGAACGAAGAGAAACUGAAUGAGUUAACUGAUAAAAAAAAUCACGGAAUACUGAAACAUAAAAAAUCUUAUAAUUUAUUAUCUGCGAUUGUGGGACGCACAAAAAAGAAAAAGAAACAAGACGAUAAUGAUUGUGAGUUGAAUUGUGUGUCUAGUACUUCUACAUUCGGUAGCAAUUACGCAGACAAAAUGGCAUCCGAAGAAUUUAAAAGCAUAAAUUCUGUUGGAUCAACAGAAUCAGAACCCUCAUUUGAUUCCAUGAAUAAAACAAAGAAUAAGUUCUUCAGUAAAUUUUUAGUGAAGCACAGUUCAACUGAUAUUAGAAAACAAAAUUUGUACAAUAUUGGGGAUGACGCGCAAAACGCAAAUAAAGAAAAGAUAACUGAUAGAAAAAGUCAUUUAGAAUUCCCUGUAACGUUUAUAAAAUUUAAGAAGCCGAUCCUGUCCGCUUCAUUAAUCGAAGGAGUGGUUUCCCUCCAAAAUUUAACGUCUCGAUUAGAACAAAGCGAAAAAUAUUUAUUAGACGUUUUAAAACGAUACGUUAACGACAUAACCUUACAAAAAGAAUUAAUUGAUACUCUUAGUGCUCAUUCUAGUUUACACAGAGAAACAGAGAGACUGACCCGCCAUCUAUCUACGGAGAUGUGGUCUAAACAACUAGAAAUUGAAAAGGGGCAACAGAAUACUUUACAAGACGCUUUGGAAUCUGUAAUAAAGCAAAAUAGACAAUUACUUGUCGAAUAUGAAGGUCUCUACGUAACUUACGAAAAACUUCUUAAUAAAUUCCAAAAUUUCGUCGAGAAAAACGAUUCGAACGAAAAAGGAUGUGAGCAAGAAAUCAAGGAGGUUAUGAAACAUAACAUAGAGUUGAUAAACAAAAUGGAGAACGUCUGUAAGCAAUUCGAGAACCAGCUGAUGGAUUCUAGAAAACAAAAUGAAAGUUUAGGAGAUCAAUUGUCGAAGGUUUCGGGACAAUUACGGGAUUUGGAAGCGGUUUUUCAAAGGACGAAAAGUGAUUACGAUUUGGAAUUGAAAAAUUUCAAAUCUAAAGAAAAAAUUAUGUUAGAAAUCAAAAACUCAUGUGAUAUAUUUAAAAAAGAAGUGGAGUCGAUGAGGAAUCAACUGAACGGUUUUCCGUUUGAAUUCGACUGGGAAAAGUUUAAGAGUAGUGAGGAAGAAAAUUUAUAUUAUAUUAUAGACAUCGGACAUUUAUGUAUCAAAAAUUUAACGCAAGAUGUCGUUUGUCUUAGAAACAAACUUAAUAUUAAAGAAAAAAAUAUGUAA